Messenger RNA from Apodemus sylvaticus (European woodmouse), 1693 nucleotides. Its product is annotated as ankyrin repeat domain-containing protein 26-like. The coding region runs from base 340 to 1185 and encodes 281 amino acids. Lineage: Eukaryota; Metazoa; Chordata; Mammalia; Rodentia; Muridae. The record is from RefSeq and is a predicted model, not a curated record. The transcript has 7 exons.
CUAUGCUUGACCUUAAGGAACUAAUAUCAUGUGAGGGAAACUCAAAGGACUGUGAGCAGUACAGUUGUGACACUAUUUUGCAUUUUAUUGAAGAGCUCAUGAGGCAGAGAAAAGAUAUAAAUUCUGAGAUCCUAGUGAAAAUCUGGGGUGCAGUUUAUACAUAUAAAAGAUCAAUAGACUUUGAAAAACAUAACUGUGAACUAAUUGAAGAAGAUUGUGAACGUAUAAGUAAUGAAAUUAUUGCACUGCGAGAGGAGUGGUCUCAACUAGAGAUUGAAAAUGCUGAACUGUAAGAUGAGCUAUGCAGUUUGAGGGCCACCCUUGAAAAUUUAGAAUUAAAUGAUGCAGCAAGCCUCCAAGCAGAGGAGAAUGAAGAGCUUUCAAGAACCCCGGUAUAUGGAUCUGUGCACAAUGAUGGAGGAGGACUCAGAUGCACAUCAAAAUGGAGAGUUUUCAGGUUAUAAUGCUUCAAGUACAAGUCACUGCGAAGAGGAUAUGGUACUGAAACUAAGAGAGAAGCUUGAAAGUAUGGAAACAAAACUACAACAAGAAUUAAUCCGCUGCCAAUGCAAGGAAGAUGAAAAUAAUCUUUGGGAGCAGAAAAUAGCAGAAAGGAAAGCAGCCCGGGAGAACCGUGAAGCGGAAGAGGGUAGAAUAAAGCAGCUUGAAGAGAAAAUACUCAGCCUCAAAGCCGAUAUGGACAAGAACAUGGUAGAGCGAAGUGAGGUAGAAAAUCAUAAGAAAGCCAUUGAAGAGCAAGCUAGGAGUCAACUCAUGGAAAAAAUAAACCAAGAGAACCAAGUCUUACGGGAACUAGCUGCCUCUGAACAACAGAAAGAUCAGGAAAGACAGGAUUACAUCAUGCCACUGGAGCAUAGAUAUAAGGAAAUUGAACUUGAGAUUGUGGAAACAAAAUCUUGUGCAAUUUCUGUGAAAGCACAACGGCGAACAUUUGAAGAAAAAUAUAGAGCAAAAUUGCAACUUGGAGAACGAUUGAAAUAUGAACUUGAAAAUAUUUACAGCAGUAUUGUGGAGUUACAGAACACCAAGUCCAGGCUUGCCUCUGAGAGAAGGAUGAACAGGCUGUCACACAUCCACACUCACCACAGAUCUGUCUCAGAGGGAACCAGUGACAGCAGUCUUCAGAAUAUCUUUGGGUUCAACAGCAUAGGGGCCACGAUUUAAGUCCACAUUCAAGAAGGAGAGCUUGGUGGGAUAGCUUAAUAAGGUUAGUUAUGCUUUUGCCUCUCUAAGUGUUUCAGGUUUCUGAUAGUAUUGUAUUUUAAGUUUGAUGAACCACUGAAUUGGAUAGCAGACACAAAAUUCUCAUUUUUCAGAUAUGCUCCUUUGUUAACCUGAGUCAGUAACUAGAACAAAUUUGGAAUAUUUUAAAUUUCUUUCCAGUUGGAACUUGAAUGAGAUUUCCAACAAAACCUGAAUGUUUGUUGACAAGACACAGUGGGUAGAGGUUCUUGCCACCAUUUGACCACAAUGUUCAUUCCCUGGACCCCAUGUAGUAUGAGGAGUGAACCUCUUUAGUGUUGUCCUCUGGCUAUAACAGAGGAGGUGUGGCAUGCACAUUAAAAUAACUUAAGGUAUAUUCCAAUUACAUCCGUUUUUUACCUUUUAGGUGACACUGUUUUAUCUGGGACUUAAGUAUUUAGUGGUUUUAUAAACAAUUUUUUGGGUCAAU